CCCACGCCACCCGCCCUUCCACCUCCCGCCAACCCCGCCGCAAAUCCUCCUCGCACCGCCCAAUGCUCUUCCGUCGCAGCACGCAAGAGCGCGAGCGCCGCGGGCGCGCCGCUCGUUCAGCUGAGGAAGAAGAAUUCGCUGCUGAGGGUGGUGAUGAGAGUUUCUUGGACUUCUGCACAUACUGCGAUUCCCAACUCCCCCCAACCCCCCACCAAAACACCCUCUACUGCUCCGAACGCUGCCGCCAACUAGACCACCCCGCCUCCUCUCACACCACCUUCCUCCCCACCUCCCCACCACCGUCACCCUACCUCUCGCCAACAUACAACCACCCCGCCUCGCCCACCACAACCGCCAACCCCGGUCGGGACAUCAUCCCGCGUCUCUCACCUACCCUCUCCUCUCCCUCCCUCUACAUCCCUCCCACCGCGCUCGCCAGUCUCCGCUCGAUAAGCUCGGGGAUCGCACGACGAGCUGAGAGGGAUCACCCGAGUCCGCCGGAGUCGUCGGAUGAGGACUCUGAUGGCGUGGUGUGGGCGUAUAGGGGGAAGAGUGGGAGUAAGGGGUAUUUUGGCGUUGUGUCGAGUCCGGGGGAGAGGCCGUUGCCGAGUCGCGGGGGGUGGGGGGGGAGGACGAGGAGUGUGGAUUUGAUUACGCCUGUUGGUGGGAUUUGAGUCUGCUCUCGUUUCUUCCUCUAUCCUACUCUCGCGAGUUUGGGUUGAGAUCAUACGUUCUGGGAAUAUUGGGGAAGGAAAGCAUUUGCAUGGGGGUUUUUACGAUUGGGAGCAUGGGAUUGGGUAUAUCACAAUAGCGACUUGGGAAAUUUUUGGGAAAUCAUGAUAUGAUUGAUGGGAUUUACAUAUGGGUAUAUAUGGAUAUGACACACGAUACGACCGGGGAGGCUGGUAACCACAGGACAGCGAGGAAAGUAGGAUAGAAUUAAUAUAUAUAAUAAUAACAA
This is a messenger RNA of Pseudogymnoascus verrucosus, 961 nucleotides long. RefSeq lists its product as uncharacterized. The record is from RefSeq and is a predicted model, not a curated record. Bases 63 to 674 code for a protein of 203 amino acids. NCBI's taxonomy places the organism in Eukaryota, Fungi, Ascomycota, Leotiomycetes, Thelebolales, Thelebolaceae. The transcript is spliced from 2 exons.